Saccoglossus kowalevskii is the source of this 2223-nucleotide messenger RNA. RefSeq lists its product as uncharacterized. The record is from RefSeq and is a predicted model, not a curated record. NCBI's taxonomy places the organism in Eukaryota, Metazoa, Hemichordata, Enteropneusta, Harrimaniidae. Gene Ontology annotation, molecular function: 3'-5'-RNA exonuclease activity.
AUGGAUGUGUCACUUAGAAUCAGGGACAACUUAGAAAGUUUAUUGUCAGGGCAGAAGAAGUUAGUUGAUAUUAGCUGCAAUGUUCCACUAAGUUAUGGUCUGUAUUUAAAUUUACAUGAUGAUCUGCAGAAAAUGGGAAUUAAUAUACAACAAACCAUGCCAGAUAUAAUUAGGCUUUUUGACCCAGAUAUUGUUUUACCAGUGAAAAUUAGCAACUUAACAAAACGAGUACGGAGAAAUGUAGAGAAAGCUAGAAAAGAUGGAAAGGAAGUUCAAGUCUUGAGUACAGUUAUAGCAACACAGUCUGCAAAAUGUUUAUCAGCAGUGUUUGCAGAAAAGAGUGUCACACCACAAGUUUUGAUAUCAUGUAGUUUCUCAGCCAGUCAGGAUAACAGUAUCAACCUAGAAAUUAAGCAUGUGUUAGAACUUCAUAAUUUUCUUAUUAGAAACAAUCUUCCCUGGGCUAAUGCUUUAAAUUGGUUAAAUGUAUUUAUGCGGCCUAGUGCUGAAACAAAACUAAAUGUCACUGGAAUUAGACGCCAGUGGACUCGGCUACAUGAUGCAUAUUUAAAACUGAAAUGCAGCAAACGUCAGCAUGAGUUAGAUGACUUCCUAAGCAAGUCAUACAAAGCUCCAAGGACAAAUCCCAAUGAAGUCAGUGAAACUGUAAGUGAAACAAGUAGAAGUAAUCAAGAUCUGGAAAACAUUCUAGAAAGUUUGAGUAGAAAUCUUGCUGACAGUUACCAAGAAAUUAGCGAAAUUACUCAAAGUAUGGAAGAGCUUUCACGUGAGAAAUUAGCUGCACUAGAUAAAAUUAGUGAAAUGAGCAAGAAGCAAGACAAGUAUAGGCAGAAAUUGAUUCAAAUAAAUGAUUUAAAAGCAAAACUUGCAGCAUUAACUCCCAGAAAUUUCAACAAAAAAAUUAAAAGGCGAGAUGAGAAAAUAAAGAAGAUGACACAUCAGAUUGAAGAACAAAAUAAAGUGAUGAAAGAAUAUAUACAUGACAUAAACCAAUCAACAAGAGAUAAUGAAAUACUACAAGAGAAAUUAGAUCAGAUUUUAAUGGAAAAAAAAAACCUUCAGAAAAGCAAAAGUUACUGGAAAACAAAAGCCCAGUCAGCAAGUGAACACCAUUCUCAGAAAGUGAAGAGUAAUCUGGAACACAUGAAACAUUUAGAAAAUGACAAUAUGAAGCUACGUGAAAAAAUAGAAGAUUUGAUGGAUGCAAACGAAAUUAAAACCUUUGAAAAUGGAAAGUAUACAGAUAGUAUAAGACAGGUUUAUUAUGAUCUUUUGACACACAAUGUUUCAGUACAAAACUGCACAGCAGUUGUAAAGUCAGUGCUCAAGAACAUCCUGAAUGUAGAUGUUGAUAGGUUGCCAAGUAAGUCCCUGACAUCCUUGAUGCAGGUCGAAGCCCUGGUAUUGGCUCAAGCCCAAGCUGCCACUGCAAUACUUGAGCAACAGGAUCCAAACACACUUCACAGUGAUGGCACUCGAAAAAAGUUUAUUGAUUAUGCUGGCCUUCAGGUUUCAUUGCCAGACAGGUCAUCAUUGUCUCUUGGUUUCCAAGAAUUGCUUAGUGGGUCAGCUGAUGACUACAUGAAUGCUACCAUAGAAACAUUUGAAGAACUAGCUCAGUCAAUAGCUGUAAACGAUGAAGAAAAAAAAAAUAUAUACGCACAACUAAUUCUUCGAAGCAAAAAUAUUAUGAGUGACAGACAUGUUGUGAACAAAAAAUAUAAAAGCAAGAUGGAAGAAAUGCGUGAAUCUUUAUUGCCUAUUUUUGAACAAAACUGGGACUCAUUUGAUGAAAAUGAAAAGACGAAAAUGAAAACUGUGAACCAUCUUCUAUGCGGAAUGCAUGUAUUGGUAAAUAUGGCUCCCGCAGCCAGUUCAGCAUGCAUUGAAUUUGAAAAGGAAAAACAAGAUCAAAUUAACACUGAAAAACUUGCUUGGUAUAAAUCUAAUCAGUCAUUUUGUUUUAAUUUGUUAUAUCAAGCGAGUAAAGGUUUUACUGAUGAGGGUUGUCAAAAAUCUGGUGUGUACACUGAUUUUGGGCCAUAUUUAGAAGAUGAGCUGAAAGAGAAAAAUAGAUUGAUAAAGUUUGAACACAAUAGAUUCAACGUUGCAUUUUACCAGGGAGCUGCAUUGUACUAUCACAAAAUGCACAUUUCCGAUUUUCUGUCAUCAGACGAUGUAAUUCUACAAAUAAACUCAUAA